AUGUCUCCCACACCAGAUGCUGGGAGCCAUGAGAAGGCCAAAAAAUCUGACAAAACCACAUCAACCAGCAAAUCAGGCUGGUCCUCUCUUUGGAAACGUGCUGAGGUCAACCCCCUGAACGGCAAAAGUUUGACUUUCCCCCUAUUUCGGUUCUGGGACCCAUAUUCCACCGCCUUCUGGCUAGCCACCCUAGGCUUCUUCGUUGCAUUUCUCUCGUGGUUCGCCUUUUCGCCCCUGGUUCCUGAGGCAGUGAAGGAUGAUCUCGGUCUUACACAAGACCAGGUGGUCAACUCUAAUUUGGCAUCUCUUGGCGGCACGGCAAUCGUUCGCCUCAUCGCAGGGCCUUGCUGUGAUAGGUUCGGCCCCAGAAAGGUCCUUGCUACACUACUCAUUCUCGGUGCCAUCCCUUCAGGCUUGGCUGCUCUUGUUGUCAACAUCGAGGGCUUGGAGGCAGUAAGAUUCUUCAUCUCGAUCCUUGGAGGUACUUUCGUACCCACGCAAGCCUAUACAACAACUUUCUUUGACAAGUCCAUCGUCGGUACUGCAAAUGCGUUCUCUGGCGGUUGGGGUAACCUCGGAGGAGGUGUCACUGUUGCCGUCAUGAUCGGACUCUACGAGCGAUACAUCAAGGCCGGGUACAGCGCCCACCUUUCAUGGCGACUCUGCUUCCCUACUCUUCCCGUUCCCUGUCUUAUUCUUGUCGCUGUCAUGAUCCUUGUUCUUGGCAAGGACCAUCCUUGGGGGAAAUGGUCCCAAAGAAACCAAGUUAGUGGUCCGGAACCAAUGUUCAUCGAAGGGGUGCAAGAGGAGUCCAAAGGACAGGUUCUGAGGAAGAAGGAUAUGGAAUCUGGGAUGUCGUCGGAUAGCCCCAACACAGACGAGUCCCAGGCCUCAGCUAGCACUAGUAUCUAUGAGGUCGAUACUGCGCAGCCAGAGCCACUCACUCUUUCUUCUCUGUUCAAAAUCCUCUGCGACUUGCGCGUUUGGAUGUGCUUCAGCUGUUAUCUCCUCACCUUUGGCCUCGAGACGGCCAUGGAUGCUGCCUUGCCGGGCCUCAUGAACCAGUUGUUCAAGAGCGACACAUUCACAAUUGCCGACGCUGCCUACGCAGCAUCCACAUAUGGUCUUCUGAACUUGUUCGCUCGUCCAUUGGGUGGUAUCAUUUCCGACAUGCUCUAUGCUCGCUAUGGCCUUAGGUCCAAGGUGCUCUGGCUUCUCGGAACUUCAUUGUCCCAGGGCGUUGCGAUGGUCGGGCUCGGUGUAUAUAUCAACAACAACCACGCCACCUUGGGUGGGGUGAUGGGUUUUAUCGUCCUCAUUGCCGUCACCGGAUUUGCCGCCAAUGGCGCUUGCUAUUCCGUCUAUGGCCAUCUACGACCAAAGAACGUCGGAGCUGUGGCAGGCAUUGUAGGCGCAGGAGGUAACGUAGGCGGUCUAUUCUACACUCUGAUUUUCAAAUACCAGGCAGGAACUCGCGUUGCUGCCACAAUCGCAAAUCCCGUGGGCCAAAACUCAUUGGGAAACAAGUUCUGGAUUGCCGGAGUUGUCAACUUGGUUGGUGUAUUACCAUUCUUUUUUGUGCCUCUCGGGGAUGCAGUUUAG
Messenger RNA from Clonostachys byssicola, 1602 nucleotides. NCBI's taxonomy places the organism in Eukaryota, Fungi, Ascomycota, Sordariomycetes, Hypocreales, Bionectriaceae. The record is from the annotation of a GenBank genome assembly.